Molecule: messenger RNA, 4371 nt
Organism: Oldenlandia corymbosa var. corymbosa
Lineage: Eukaryota; Viridiplantae; Streptophyta; Magnoliopsida; Gentianales; Rubiaceae
Source: the annotation of a GenBank genome assembly
GUUUAAGUAAGGCCUCAAUACUGACUGGAAAAAUUAUGUUCAAAAAAAUUAGUACGAAGGUGUAAUUUACAAGUGAAAAUACCUUAGCCAGAAGCCUUAUCACACAUUGGAAACUAUGACAGGCAGAGAGGCAGCCACACAAGCCAAUAUUUUUGGGUGUGUCCCAUACUCUCCAGAUUUCCUACUUCUUCCACCACCACUCCUCUUUUCAUUCUAUUUUCUUCCCUGCUCUAAGUUUUAUUCUUCUUCUUCCUCCGCAUGUCUCUUUGAAUUCAAUCUCUUCUUCUUCCCAAGUGAAAACCAAACCACAUUACUGUAUUGGACAAUGGGCUACAAGGGUCAAAUUUUUAACUGAAAAAACGGUAUUUUUGUUGGCCUGUUUUGGGGGGAAAUACGGUGGCAGUUCUGCAAAGGAAACUGGUGCUUUGAAGGAGAAUUGGUGGGAAAGUUUUGUAGUUUACUGCAUUGGAGGAUAAGUUUUGCCCUGUUCCAUGAUAGGAUUAAGAUAAGGUAUUCAAAAUGACUACCAUGGCUUCCCUGGUUAACUUGGGGAACGUUUACACUUGCACAUGCUCUACUGGGAAAUUUGAGGGCUCUUAUUCUUUAUUUAGGAGGGUAUCUUAUUCUAGGAAUUUUAGAACAAUUCCAUUUCCCAGAAGUUGGGUGGGAAAGAGAUGGAAAUAUGUGGCUGUUUGUAGAUACUCCGUGACUACUGAUUAUAUUUCUGAUCCGAGUACUUCUAUAUCAUUAGACUCCACAUUUAGAGAAAGUAGUGGUAAUGAUGCUGAUCUUGUACUUAAGCCAGCUCCAAAACCUCAGUUGCAAUCUGGUCCCAAAGCUCAACCCCUAGUGGGAAUGGGCUCGUUGGACUUGAAAACAAACUCUGGUUCUGAUAAUGAACAAGAUAAGAAUAAUGAAGAAGGAAAAAAUAAAGUUAUUGAAUCACUUGGGGAAGUAUUGGAGAAGGCCGAAAAGCUGGAAAAUAAUAAGAAGGUCAGUGUAUCAGUAAAUAGAUCAACUGCCAAUCGCGUUGCUGUAAAAAAUAAUGGUAAACCUACAAAUGUGUCGUCCAGUUCCAGUAAGAAGUCUAAGACAAUGAAGAGUGUGUGGCGCAAAGGCAAUCCAGUUGCAACUGUACAGAAAGUUUUUGAAACUCCGACGCAGAAGCCAAAAAGUGAUGGUUUAGGGAAUGAUGAGUCCCAGAAUGUUCCUUCUCCAAGUCCCCCUCAGCCACCAUCGAAAUUUGAACCCACCUUACAGGCAAAGCCUUCUGUUGCUCCUCCUCCAAUGGUUAAGAAACCUGUUGUUUUGAAAGAUGUCGGAGCAGCUUCAAAGCCUGUAUCUGAGGCCGACUCUUCUGCCAAAACCAAAGAACGCAAGCCAAUAUUGAUUGACAAAUUUGCUUCCAAGAAACCAGUUGUUGAUCCUUUGGUUGCUCAAGCAGUGUUAGCCCCACCAAAGCCAGCAAAAGGUCGUGCACCUGGAAAGUCCAAGGAUGGGAGAUCUAAAGAAGAUAAGUCCAAUUAUGACUUCCGUAGAAAGGGCAGCUCCUCUGGUGGGCAGCGGAAGCGGCUGGUUGAUGCUGUCGAUGAUGAGGAGAUUCCUGAGAUUGGUGUUUCCAUCCCUGGUGCUGCUGCAAGGAAAGGAAGAAAAUGGACAAAGGCAAGUCGCAAAGCUGCUCGAAUCCAGGCAGCCAUAGAUGCUGCACCCGUUCAGGUGGAAAUCUUAGAGGUUGGUGAGGAAGGUAUGCAAAUAGAGGAGUUGGCCUACAAUUUGGCUGUUGGUGAAGGCGAAAUUUUUGGAACUCUUUACAAGAAGGGAAUCAAACCCGAUGGUGUACAAACUCUCAGUAAGGAGCUGGUGAAGAUGAUCUGUCAGGAAUAUAAUGUUGAAGUUAUCGAUGCUGUCCCAGUCAGCAUGGAGGAAAUGGCAAAGAAGAAAGAAAUUUUUGAUGAGGAUGACCUAGACAAGUUGGAAGAUAGGCCUCCUGUUCUUACUAUUAUGGGACAUGUCGAUCAUGGGAAAACCACACUUUUGGACUACAUUAGAAAGAGCAAGGUAGCAGCAGGUGAAGCAGGUGGUAUUACUCAAGGCAUUGGGGCAUAUAAGGUACAAGUACCCAUUGAUGGCAAGGCACAGACGUGUGUUUUCCUUGAUACUCCGGGGCAUGAGGCAUUUGCAGCCAUGAGAGCUCGUGGAACAAGUGUAACAGAUAUUGCUAUUAUAGUAGUUGCUGCUGAUGAUGGUAUUAGACCUCAAACGAGGGAAGCUAUUGCUCAUGCCAAAGCAGCUGGGGUGCCAAUAGUUAUUGCUAUAAAUAAGAUUGAUAAGGAUGGAGCGAGUCCAGAUAGAGUCAUGCAGGACCUUUCAUCCAUUGGUUUGAUGCCAGAAGAUUGGGGUGGUGACACCCCAAUGGUUAAGAUCAGUGCUCUUAAAGGGGAGAAUGUUGAUGAAUUAUUGGAAACUGUCAUGCUUGUUGCUGAGCUUCAGGAGCUGAAGGCUAAUCCACAGAGAAAUGCAAAAGGUACAGUCAUUGAAGCAGGUCUUGAGAAAUCUAGAGGAGCCGUUGCUUCAUUUAUUGUGCAGAAUGGCACCCUAAGAAAAGGAGAUGUAGUGGUCUGUGGAGAAGCUUUUGGAAAGGUUAGGGCAUUAUUUGAUGACAAUGGGAAGCCUGUGGACAUAGCUGGACCAUCUAUCCCAGUGCAGGUCAUUGGAUUAAGCAACGUCCCUCUUGCUGGUGAUGAGUUUGAGGUUGUUGAGUCGCUUGAUGUUGCACGUGAAAGGGCCGAGUUACGGGCUGAGUCACUGAGAAAUGAAAGACUUUCAGCAAAAGCUGGAGAUGGAAUGGUCACACUCUCUUCCUUGGCCUCUGCUGUUUCAUUGGGAAAACAGGCUGGUCUGGACUUGCACCAAUUAAAUAUUAUUCUAAAAGUUGAUCUGCAGGGAUCCAUUGAAGCUGUUAAAGAAGCCCUAAGGGUCCUUCCCCAAGAUAAUGUCACCCUGAAGUUCCUAUUACAGGCAACUGGGGACGUUGCCACUAGUGAUGUUGAUCUUGCUGCUGCAAGUAAUGCCAUUAUAUUUGGAUUCAAUGUAAAAGUUCCUGGCUCUGUCAAGAGCUAUGCUAAAAAUAAGAGUGUUGAAAUCCGGACGUUCAAAGUUAUUUAUGAACUUAUUGAUGAAGUGCGAAGUGAAAUGGAGAGUCUAUUGGAUCCUGUUGAGGAACAAAUUCCUGUGGGUACUGCAGAAGUGCGAGCUGUAUUUAAGAGUGGGAGUGGCCAGGCUGCUGGAUGCAUGGUGACAGAAGGUAAAGUUGUGAAAGACUAUGGACUUCGGGUUCGGAGACGUAAGAAGGAAGUCUUUGUCGGGGUUCUUGAUUCUUUGCAACGAGUAAAGGAGCUUGUGAAAGAGGUAAAUGCCGGACUAGAGUGUGGAAUAGGAGUAAACGACUUCAAUGAUUGGGAAGAAGGGGACAUAAUCGAGGUCUUUAAGUCGGAGCAAAGAAAGCGAACACUAGAGGAGGCAUCCGAGUCGAUGGCAGCUGCUGUUCAAAAAGUUGGCCAAAAACUGUAGUGAAGGCAGCAGUUCUUGCAUUUAGCUGACCUGCAUUCUUGAGUUUGUCAAGACUUGACCAUUUGCUCACAGGAUCAAAUUCUGAGGAGUUCAGCGGCGCGCUCGGCGUGUUCUUUGUAAAUGUUAGUGUCUCCAGCAGAGGAGACAGUUGUACUCAGUAUGCCGUAUACCUGAGAUUUGGCCAUUUGUUGCUUUGUUGCUGAAUCUGUAAAUAGUGGUAUAUAUAUGCAAAAUUUUGAGCUCUAUUUUACAGAGAGCAACUGAGCUAGAUCUCCACCAUUAGGAGCUCCCCGGAACUCAGAAUUGAUCAUUAAAUGUAACACGGAGAAUCGUGAAUCAGUAGAGAUCCUUAGGACUAUUAUAUAUAUACCAUUCUUACCCUCACCGAAGCAAUUUGUACUGUCAACAUGGGGGUUGUUUCACACAUUUUUAGGGGCAUAAUUUUGAAUUUUGGACACUUUCGUCGCGUUGUUCUUGUAUAGAAUAAAGGGGUUUGAGUUUCUGUAAAAUCAUGAAUGGUUUGGUUAUUACCUAAAAUAAUUGUCAAACCAAAUUGUUACUUGAGAUAAAACAUCACAAAAGAUACGUCGGUUUUUGGUAUGACAUGGGAGUUCAUGGUAAAUACUCCUCCUGUCCCAAGAAAAUCUUAUUAUGUGUUCAGUGUACUAUAUGUUCCUGUCCAAAUGUACACAACUACCAAUUUGGAGCAAUGAUUUUUGAGUUAUGUAAUAGUAUUUAGCCUUGUUAAUUAGGGUUAAAAUGGACUUUUUAUCUUUGCUAAUCUUGAAAUCUAAGUGGACU